CUAUUCUCUGCAAAAAAUAUUUUUGUAUCUGUCAAAAAUAUCAUUGAUAAAACGAAUAUAAGGAAAAAUACCUGUUGUAUGACUACUUUGUUUUCUUUGGUUCGUCACCAAAUUAUGAAGAAUGGCGCCAGAUAUAGAUAUAAAUCAAGAAUACGGAAAAAUGUUUCCGGUAAUAAUAAACUUUAUUAUGAGUGUAACGGUAUAUUUCAUAACAGUUAGAUUAAUUCCUAGUUUAAAAGAGAAAUUUAUAAAAGCAAACUUAUUCGGAAUAGACAUGAGCAAAACCACAAGUGAUAAAGUGCCCGAAUCUUUAGGGGUUGUGGUAGGAUGUACUUUCCUAAUCACUAUGUUUUUGUUUAUACCAGUGCCAUUUGGUCACAAUUUGUUAAGGAGUAAAACUUUUCCACAUGAUGAGUUUGUGAAAUUCAUAUCCGCUCUUCUUUCAAUCUGCUGCAUGUUGCUUCUAGGAUUUGCGGAUGAUGUUUUAGACGUUCCAUGGAGACACAAAUUGUUAUUGCCAACAAUUGCAUCCCUGCCUUUGCUCAUGGUUUACUAUGUAAAUUUUAAUGUAACAACGAUCAUCGUUCCAAAACCGUUACGUGAAUGGUUAGGACUUUCAAUUGACAUUGGAUUAGUAUAUUAUAUCUAUAUGGGAUCUUUAGCUGUCUUUUGCACAAAUGCCAUUAAUAUUCUCGCUGGUGUCAAUGGUUUGGAAGUUGGGCAGAGUAUUGUGAUAGCCGUUUCUAUUGCUAUUUUUAACAUAAUUGAACUGUAUGGAAAUUUAUGGAAAGCUCACCAAUUCAGCUUAUAUUUUAUGUUGCCAUAUAUCGGAGUUUCCUUUGCACUAUUAAAACAUAAUUGGUAUCCAUCCUCGGUAUUCGUGGGCGACACAUUUUGCUAUUUCUCAGGAAUGACAUUUGCAGUGGUCGGGAUUUUGGGUCACUUCAGCAAAACUACGCUAUUAUUUUUCAUUCCUCAGGUUUUCAAUUUUCUUUAUUCAUCUCCUCAGCUAUUUAAAUUAAUACCUUGCCCCAGACAUAGGUUGCCAAAAUUUAAUUCAAAGACUGACCGAAUGGAAGUUAGCAUCACAGUGUUUAAAUAUUGUGAUCUAAAUAUUUUAGGAAAAUUGAUCCUUGUGGUAUUUAAAAUAUUAAGACUAAUACAGUGGAAGGAAAAUGAUGGGAUUGUAGUGACAAAUAACUUUACACUAAUUAAUUUAGUGCUGCUAUACUUUGGACCCUUGCAUGAAGCCAAAUUAACAACAGUUUUAAUUUUAAUGCAGGUUCUGUGCAGCAUACUUGCUUUUGUAAUUAGGUACCCAUUUGCUUGGGUAUUUUAUGACAUUUAAUAAAAGAAGAAAAGUAUGUUGUUUUAGGGUACUUUAAAUUUAAAUGCUAUUAUUGUUACCAAGAAAUAUGUUCAAUAAAAUGUUGA
This is a messenger RNA of Cylas formicarius (sweet potato weevil), 1434 nucleotides long. It is a transcript of the gene Alg7, whose product is annotated as UDP-N-acetylglucosamine--dolichyl-phosphate N-acetylglucosaminephosphotransferase. The record is from RefSeq and is a predicted model, not a curated record. Gene Ontology annotation, biological process: protein N-linked glycosylation; dolichol-linked oligosaccharide biosynthetic process. The transcript is spliced from 5 exons. NCBI's taxonomy places the organism in Eukaryota, Metazoa, Arthropoda, Insecta, Coleoptera, Brentidae. Gene Ontology annotation, cellular component: membrane. Gene Ontology annotation, molecular function: UDP-N-acetylglucosamine-dolichyl-phosphate N-acetylglucosaminephosphotransferase activity. The coding region runs from base 122 to 1348 and encodes 408 amino acids.